Molecule: messenger RNA, 213 nt
Organism: Hepatospora eriocheir
Lineage: Eukaryota; Fungi; Microsporidia; Hepatosporidae
Source: the annotation of a GenBank genome assembly
AUGAUACGUUCAGCUGUUCUUUCCUUAAACUUUUUAACAGCAUCAACAACAUUAGCGGGUGAAAUAUUACGCACUACAUAUUUUGCUGCUUCUUCAAGAUGCACUAACAAUGGAAAAUCUUCCUGUUUAGGAUUAAUAAUAUCAACCAAUCUAACUAUUUCUUCCGUCUUAAAAACAAAGAAUCUAGAAUCAUUAGCAAAUGGUUUAAGUUGA